CCGAGAACCCCGAAUAGCAGUAAGACAACAGAAGAGGUACACACCUGAGGUACACACCUGGGGUACACACACCUGUGCCCAUCAUGAGGGACACAACGCUGGGCCUCCUGCUGCUGCUGAGCGUGCAAGCGUUAGCCGAGCAAGGACUAGAAUCAGGAGGAGAGGAGUUCCCAUCUUCUUGUCCGUUGGAGGAAAGAUACAAGAGUUACAGGAAAUAUCUGUACACAUACACAGCCGAGAGCAGAAAUGGAGUGGCUGGCACCGCUAACCUCCGAAACGGACCCAAAGUGUCUUGCAAGGUGGAGCUGGUGGUGCUGCAGGCGUGCGCCUUCAUCCUGCACACCACGGAAUGCUCCCUCAGCGAGGUGUCGGUCAUCGACGCCCAGGGCCAGCCCGUGUACCGGCAGGCGGCCGGAUCCGAGGCCUUCCAAGCCGCCAUGGAGAGGAGGCGUCUGAGCUUCACCGUAGAGAUGAAGACCGAGGUCUCGCUCUACCCAUCGGAGGAGGAGAAGAACAUUCUCAACGUCAAGAGGGGCAUCAUCUCUGCCCUCCUCGCCCCCUCCAUGAACGCGCAGGACAACAAAGUGAUGGCCACCAUCCACGGCCUGUGCAAGUCCAGUGUUGUCACCAACGCGCACGAGGACAUCGACACGGACGUCACAGUGCACCGGUGGGACCUGGCCGAGUGCUCCCACUUCUCCCCCCGGAGGCUCCCCAGCAGCCCUCUGGCUCUCAUCCGUGGCCUGCACACUCCGUUGUCCAUGCUCGUGAGCAGCUCCCAGGAGUGCAACUACCAGUUUGAUAACAGGAGGAAGCACAUGACCGCAGCCCUGUGCACAGAGAAGCAUCUUUUCAGGCCUUUCUCUCAUAAUGAGCAGUACGGCAUGUCAUCAGUGGUCACGCAGACUCUGACCCUGCAGGACACCGCAAAGAGCAACAAGAGAUACUUCGAAACCCCUGGACGUCCGGCGCUUCUCUACCUUGAGGAGGCAGAGGACAAGCGCCCCCUGCAGUCCAAAGACAGCGUCCUGUCCACCAUGAGAGACCUCAGCGGCCUGCCCCCAGAUCAGGGCCAUCAGCGGGCCGGCCUCUUCUACAAGCUGGUGUGGGAGAUGCGCGGCCUGCACAACCGCACGCUGGCCGCGGCCGCGGAGGAGAUGAUGGGCGUGUCGGCGCCACUGGCCUGGCAGGCGCUGGUCCAGUGCGGGACGCCAGAGUGCCACAGCGCCCUGCUGGUCCACCUCCGCAGGCCAGACGUGACCGGUCCCGCCGCCGACGCCCUCGUGUACGCCAUGGGCGCGGCCGGCCUGCACUCCUCCCCAGAGGUCAUCUGGGACCUCCUCGCCAUGGCCGAGGCCAGGAACACCAGACCGGUCAUCUACGCUCUUGGAUACGCAGUCAAGGACCUCUUUGCGGAGGGUGAGACGCAUGAGGCCAUCGUUGCUGCGGCGGAGUUCCUGAAACUCAGACUGGGGGACUGUACUGGGGAAGAGGAUAGCACAAUCCUGACUUUACGGGUGAUUGGGAUGAUCGGAAUUGCAGUGCAGGAUAAGGUUCAGCCCGCCCUUCUCAGCUGUGUGAGCCAAUCAGCUGCCUCCCCUUUAGUACAGAGAACAGCCAUUAAGGCCCUCCGGAAGAUGGACAUGAAAUCAGAGAUCAUGGCAAGUCUGCUCCAGAUCUUCCAGGAUGAAGGUGCGUCGCCUCAGACACGGAUGGUGGUGUACAUGACCAUCAUGGGAAACCCGGGCUCUGAUGUGACCUCAGUCUUGCGCUACUUUCAGACCGCUCAGAUGGACCCUGAAGUCAAGAACUUUGUGGCAUCUCACCUGAUCAACGUAUUAAGUGUUGACAACCCAGGUGCUGCAUAUUCAAUUCAAGAUGAAGUCAUAUCAAAUUUUAUUGAAGUGAUUCCAAACUAUGAUGGAAAAUCCAGACACCGCGUCUUGAAUCUACCUCACCUUGCUAGCCUGGAGAGCCAUUAUAUUGCUGAACAGUAUAGCAGACUCCCAAAAGAAGUCAUUCUCAAGAUUGCUGGCAAUUUCCUGGAUGGAACAGAAGAUAUUGAGGUUGGCGUUGAAGGCCUUGAGGGACUUGAGCCUUUCGCUGAGGCCCUCGUUGGUGAGGACGGCCUCGUCCCAAACCUGCUGCUGACCACCAUGAGCUGGCUAGGGGACAACACGUCACCACAGCUCAAAAAGCUCCUGGACAAGCUGUUUGGCUCCACGCCAGGAGACCGGCAGAAACGACAGUUGCCGCAGGACAUCUUCAACAAAUUCAUGGAGAAGCUGAAGUCUCAGGACUCCUCUGAGAUUCUGGCAUACGUCAGACUGCUGAGGAGAGAGCUGGGCUACAUCAAGACCAGCGACCUGAAGCAACUAGGCGAGGACAUUGCUAAGUAUGCCAGCAUAGUCUUCAAGGACUUGCCCACCAAGGGUCUGAAGGCGAUGCUGUCCGGCGAGGAUAACGAGCUGUUCGGCCACUACAUCUUCAUGGACGAGAACAUGGUCCUGCCCACCGGCUCAGGGUUCCCUCUCCGGCUCUCGCUGUCUGGUGUCUUUGCCCCGGGAGCGAGGGGAGGCAUUUCGGUCUCGCCAGAUAUGCACCAGGUGUCUUUCAUGCCCUCUGCUGGAGUGGAGUUUAUCACCCACAUGGGCGUACACAUCCCUGAGUUUGUCGCCGCGGGCAUUGAGAUGCACACCAACCUGUACCAUGAGAGUGCUCUGAACGCUAAGGUCACCAUCGCCAGGGGCCAGGUCAAGCUCUCUAUCCCGCCACCAGAGGGCGAUGUCCAGCUCUUCAGCAUCAGCAACAAGCUGUUGUCCGUGUCCUCGUCCCAGCCCAAGAUUGUGCCGUCUCUGGUGGAGGACAGAACAGACACCACUGAGUGCCAUCCCCUCUUCACCGGCCUGAAGUACUGCACCACCAUGCGCUACUCAAACGCCAGCUCCAACAGCGAGGCUCCCUACUAUCCCCUCACUGGAGAAACCAAGUUUGCGUUAGAUCUCCAGCCCACAGGGGAGGUCACGGAGUACACCGCCACCGUCGCUUACAAACUCCUCUCGGAGGGCAAGCAGGGUCGCCAUAAAGUGGACUCGGUGAAGAUCGAUCUGAAAAUGGAGGGGUCUGAGCCUUGUGAAGCCACAGCCAUCAUGAAGUACAACCGGAACAAGGGCAUCUUCACCACUGACCUCCAGGUCCCAGACACUGAUUUUGAGGCCGGGUUGAAGCUGACCGCUGGUGACAGCAAUGUGAAGGGGAAGAAAAUGAAAGGCUUCACUAUUGAUGUGACCAAUAAGAAUGUCCCACAAAUGUCACUGGUUGCCCGGGCAAGGCUGGAGUCCAUGAAGGAUGCGCUGGUCCAGGUUGAGAUGGAAAUCCCCUCAUUGCUCUCAAAAGCAACAACCACAGCGACCCUGAAGAAGGAGAAUGGACUCAUUCUACAGCUGGAAACAGACAUUGAUAUCCCAAAGAUGUCUUCCAUUCAGACUGCCAUCGUCAGAUAUGAUGAGAACAAAGUUGAGGUCGAGUUGAAGUCAGAUAUGAAUUCAGAUUUUGACAAACUCUUCCCCAACAUGGAGGGUAUGAGGAACAACCUGCAGGCAGCCAUUGAUGACAUGUUGGACCAGAAGGUCCCCAAGACAGACAUGAAGCUGCGUCACAUUGUCUCUAAAGGCUUUGAGGCAGUCAACAUCUGGCUUGAUAAAGUGGCGGCAGAUGUUCCCUAUGUAAACAACCUGAGGAGCAGAAGAAGCAUCCCAGAGCUGCCACCUGUUCCUGAGAAGCUAUUUAUGAAAUGGGAAACUCUGUUCAGGUACCAGUUCAACAAGGGCAGAAUGACUAUUUCGUUACCUCUUCCACUUGGGGGCCAAUCUUCGGAUGACCUAAGAAUUCCACCAGAGCUGUCCAUCCCAAAUAUCUUUGUGCCAGAAAUAGGCCUGGAUAUUCCUGCCAAUACUAUAAGAAUUCCAUCCUUCUCCAUUCCCGAAGACAUUGACUUCUCAAUGCCUAUGCUAGGUCUGGCUGAGUUGACCACAAAGGUUACCAGUAGCCUGUGCAGCUGGGAGGGUUCAGUCCUGGGCGGAAACAAUACCGCUGAUGUCCCCAGCUUCAUUGGCCAAUACAAAAUAAUCUCAGACUGCAUCCUACCCUUCAAAGCUGAAGGUGCUGGAAUGAUUACAGGCACGUUUGAAGAGUCCCUAAAGUAUGUGGUGAACAGCUCACUGAGCCACAGCCUCCUGGACGCCAGCUUUAGCGCCUCGGAAACCAUUGCCUGGAAAGACGAUGUGGUUGGACGAACUAAUUACAGACUGCAAGCGUCAAGCCCACUUGGACUAUCUGCAUCUUUACAUUCUUCCUCACAGUCUCUGUCAAAAGGCGAUGAGGUUAAAGGAGAUGGUGACAUGGAUGGAGACAUCAAGGUUGGACCUCUGUUUGCUAAAUUUGAAUACACUAUGACCUACAUGUUUGAUGGCAAAAAUGACAACAAAGGAGAAUCAACGUUCAAGCUUGAUUCUUCAGUUAUUCAACUUGAAAACAAGAUGAAUGGAGACUUCACAGAUGAGGUGUUGACUGUCCGAUCCAGAACGAUGACACCAAAUGAAGCCUUGAAACACAUGUUAGAGCUGAAACUAGAGGACUGCAAGUUCACUCUGAAGUCAGACGCCACGGCAAAGGUUCUGAGCAAUACCAUCAAUAACAAAGUUGCCCUCGGCAUCGCUUGUGAAGCUGCAAACCUGAAGGUGGAAACAGAGAUUGAUGACGGAAAAAACCGAGCCUACGGUGUCCUUUCUGGGACACUGGACGGUGAUGGCCUGGAGACGAGUGCGGAUGGCUCCGUGGUGUUUGACUCUUGCCGCGGUUCCCACAAAUCCUCCCACAACAUUAACAGUGCAACCGGUUUAACCACUAGUGGCACAACCAAUUUGCAGUGCAGCCCGAUGACAUUCGAAAAUAGCUUUGAUGGUAGGAUUGACGACACUAGAGCCACGUUAUCGGUCACAUCCAAAGCAGCUGGCCGAGACAACGAUGGGGAGCUCAAAAUAGAGGGUACAGUAACUUCCUCACAAGCUGCUGUCAACACAGUUCUCAAGGGAAACCUUUUUGAUACCGACAUUGACUACACUUCAAGUGUGGGUCUAACUCCAGAAGGCCUGACCUACGCUGACAGUGUGACAGGGGCUCUAGGGGGUAUGACCACAAGAAAUUCCCAUUCAUUGAAGAUCACUCUUUGGACCUUGACUCUCCGCUCCAAGUCUGACUGCUUUGUUUGUGAUGGCACGUCUUACAAGCAUGACAUCAACGUGAACCUAAAGCCAUUUGUUGCAACAAUAAGCACUAACAAUGACAUUGAGCUCUUUGACAUGAGUCUCAGCAAUGAAGGACAGCUGAAGCUGGAGCCACUGAAGCUGGAUCUGUCAGGUAGCAUAACUGGUGCCUCUAUUGGCGGUGACCAAAUGAAACACGCUUGCUCCAUCAACUAUGCUGACCUCGCUGGAUUUGUAAAAUGCAGCACAAACGUCAAACUGUCUGAGACCCAGUUUAAUCACAACUUUGAACUGCAAUAUGCAGGGCUGGCAUCUAAACUGAGCAGCGAGGCUCUGAUCAACUCCAAGGUCCUGCGUCUAGAGAGCACCCUGCGGACGAUGGCAGAGCCUUUCAGUCUAACUGUUGAUGCCAUCCUCAAUAGUGACAGUGAGGUGGACUUCUAUGGGAAGCACAAGGGCCAGCUGUACAGCAAGUAUCUUUUGAGAGCAAAACCGCUUGGCAUUGCCCACUCUCACGACUGCAGGGCAUCAGCUACACACAAGAUGCCCUCUGGGGCCACUCAUGAGACUCACCUUGAAAAUAAGCUUGAAGGUGUCUUGACCCCCAGUGAACAGUCCUGGCUCUGGAAGAUCAAGUCCAAGAUAAACGACCAUGCUUACAAUCAGGACAUCAGCACCUACAAUAAUGACGAGAGAAUGGGGAUUGAAUAUGCUGGCGUGGUCUUCACCAAUCUUGUAAACAAAGCAGCCAUGUCUGAUGACCCAGACUUCCAGAGUGAUCACUCUUUUGACAACCAAGAAUUUAGUCUGUCGGCGUUCCUGAAAUAUGACAAGAAUAGUGAUUCUCACAUACUUUCCCUGCCUUCAAUGUUUAUCCAUGUAAUUUUGUUUUAUAGCCCAGGUGCUGCAUAUUCAAUUCAAGAUGAAGUCAUAUCAAAUUUUAUUGAAGUGAUUCCAAACUAUGAUGGAAAAUCCAGACACCGCGUCUUGAAUCUACCUCACCUUGCUAGCCUGGAGAGCCAUUAUAUUGCUGAACAGUAUAGCAGACUCCCAAAAGAAGUCAUUCUCAAGAUUGCUGGCAAUUUCCUGGAUGGAACAGAAGAUAUUGAGGUUGGCGUUGAAGGCCUUGAGGGACUUGAGCCUUUCGCUGAGGCCCUCGUUGGUGAGGACGGCCUCGUCCCAAACCUGCUGCUGACCACCAUGAGCUGGCUAGGGGACAACACGUCACCACAGCUCAAAAAGCUCCUGGACAAGCUGUUUGGCUCCACGCCAGGAGACCGGCAGAAACGACAGUUGCCGCAGGACAUCUUCAACAAAUUCAUGGAGAAGCUGAAGUCUCAGGACUCCUCUGAGAUUCUGGCAUACGUCAGACUGCUGAGGAGAGAGCUGGGCUACAUCAAGACCAGCGACCUGAAGCAACUAGGCGAGGACAUUGCUAAGUAUGCCAGCAUAGUCUUCAAGGACUUGCCCACCAAGGGUCUGAAGGCGAUGCUGUCCGGCGAGGAUAACGAGCUGUUCGGCCACUACAUCUUCAUGGACGAGAACAUGGUCCUGCCCACCGGCUCAGGGUUCCCUCUCCGGCUCUCGCUGUCUGGUGUCUUUGCCCCGGGAGCGAGGGGAGGCAUUUCGGUCUCGCCAGAUAUGCACCAGGUGUCUUUCAUGCCCUCUGCUGGAGUGGAGUUUAUCACCCACAUGGGCGUACACAUCCCUGAGUUUGUCGCCGCGGGCAUUGAGAUGCACACCAACCUGUACCAUGAGAGUGCUCUGAACGCUAAGGUCACCAUCGCCAGGGGCCAGGUCAAGCUCUCUAUCCCGCCACCAGAGGGCGAUGUCCAGCUCUUCAGCAUCAGCAACAAGCUGUUGUCCGUGUCCUCGUCCCAGCCCAAGAUUGUGCCGUCUCUGGUGGAGGACAGAACAGACACCACUGAGUGCCAUCCCCUCUUCACCGGCCUGAAGUACUGCACCACCAUGCGCUACUCAAACGCCAGCUCCAACAGCGAGGCUCCCUACUAUCCCCUCACUGGAGAAACCAAGUUUGCGUUAGAUCUCCAGCCCACAGGGGAGGUCACGGAGUACACCGCCACCGUCGCUUACAAACUCCUCUCGGAGGGCAAGCAGGGUCGCCAUAAAGUGGACUCGGUGAAGAUCGAUCUGAAAAUGGAGGGGUCUGAGCCUUGUGAAGCCACAGCCAUCAUGAAGUACAACCGGAACAAGGGCAUCUUCACCACUGACCUCCAGGUCCCAGACACUGAUUUUGAGGCCGGGUUGAAGCUGACCGCUGGUGACAGCAAUGUGAAGGGGAAGAAAAUGAAAGGCUUCACUAUUGAUGUGACCAAUAAGAAUGUCCCACAAAUGUCACUGGUUGCCCGGGCAAGGCUGGAGUCCAUGAAGGAUGCGCUGGUCCAGGUUGAGAUGGAAAUCCCCUCAUUGCUCUCAAAAGCAACAACCACAGCGACCCUGAAGAAGGAGAAUGGACUCAUUCUACAGCUGGAAACAGACAUUGAUAUCCCAAAGAUGUCUUCCAUUCAGACUGCCAUCGUCAGAUAUGAUGAGAACAAAGUUGAGGUCGAGUUGAAGUCAGAUAUGAAUUCAGAUUUUGACAAACUCUUCCCCAACAUGGAGGGUAUGAGGAACAACCUGCAGGCAGCCAUUGAUGACAUGUUGGACCAGAAGGUCCCCAAGACAGACAUGAAGCUGCGUCACAUUGUCUCUAAAGGCUUUGAGGCAGUCAACAUCUGGCUUGAUAAAGUGGCGGCAGAUGUUCCCUAUGUAAACAACCUGAGGAGCAGAAGAAGCAUCCCAGAGCUGCCACCUGUUCCUGAGAAGCUAUUUAUGAAAUGGGAAACUCUGUUCAGGUACCAGUUCAACAAGGGCAGAAUGACUAUUUCGUUACCUCUUCCACUUGGGGGCCAAUCUUCGGAUGACCUAAGAAUUCCACCAGAGCUGUCCAUCCCAAAUAUCUUUGUGCCAGAAAUAGGCCUGGAUAUUCCUGCCAAUACUAUAAGAAUUCCAUCCUUCUCCAUUCCCGAAGACAUUGACUUCUCAAUGCCUAUGCUAGGUCUGGCUGAGUUGACCACAAAGGUUACCAGUAGCCUGUGCAGCUGGGAGGGUUCAGUCCUGGGCGGAAACAAUACCGCUGAUGUCCCCAGCUUCAUUGGCCAAUACAAAAUAAUCUCAGACUGCAUCCUACCCUUCAAAGCUGAAGGUGCUGGAAUGAUUACAGGCACGUUUGAAGAGUCCCUAAAGUAUGUGGUGAACAGCUCACUGAGCCACAGCCUCCUGGACGCCAGCUUUAGCGCCUCGGAAACCAUUGCCUGGAAAGACGAUGUGGUUGGACGAACUAAUUACAGACUGCAAGCGUCAAGCCCACUUGGACUAUCUGCAUCUUUACAUUCUUCCUCACAGUCUCUGUCAAAAGGCGAUGAGGUUAAAGGAGAUGGUGACAUGGAUGGAGACAUCAAGGUUGGACCUCUGUUUGCUAAAUUUGAAUACACUAUGACCUACAUGUUUGAUGGCAAAAAUGACAACAAAGGAGAAUCAACGUUCAAGCUUGAUUCUUCAGUUAUUCAACUUGAAAACAAGAUGAAUGGAGACUUCACAGAUGAGGUGUUGACUGUCCGAUCCAGAACGAUGACACCAAAUGAAGCCUUGAAACACAUGUUAGAGCUGAAACUAGAGGACUGCAAGUUCACUCUGAAGUCAGACGCCACGGCAAAGGUUCUGAGCAAUACCAUCAAUAACAAAGUUGCCCUCGGCAUCGCUUGUGAAGCUGCAAACCUGAAGGUGGAAACAGAGAUUGAUGACGGAAAAAACCGAGCCUACGGUGUCCUUUCUGGGACACUGGACGGUGAUGGCCUGGAGACGAGUGCGGAUGGCUCCGUGGUGUUUGACUCUUGCCGCGGUUCCCACAAAUCCUCCCACAACAUUAACAGUGCAACCGGUUUAACCACUAGUGGCACAACCAAUUUGCAGUGCAGCCCGAUGACAUUCGAAAAUAGCUUUGAUGGUAGGAUUGACGACACUAGAGCCACGUUAUCGGUCACAUCCAAAGCAGCUGGCCGAGACAACGAUGGGGAGCUCAAAAUAGAGGGUACAGUAACUUCCUCACAAGCUGCUGUCAACACAGUUCUCAAGGGAAACCUUUUUGAUACCGACAUUGACUACACUUCAAGUGUGGGUCUAACUCCAGAAGGCCUGACCUACGCUGACAGUGUGACAGGGGCUCUAGGGGGUAUGACCACAAGAAAUUCCCAUUCAUUGAAGAUCACUCUUUGGACCUUGACUCUCCGCUCCAAGUCUGACUGCUUUGUUUGUGAUGGCACGUCUUACAAGCAUGACAUCAACGUGAACCUAAAGCCAUUUGUUGCAACAAUAAGCACUAACAAUGACAUUGAGCUCUUUGACAUGAGUCUCAGCAAUGAAGGACAGCUGAAGCUGGAGCCACUGAAGCUGGAUCUGUCAGGUAGCAUAACUGGUGCCUCUAUUGGCGGUGACCAAAUGAAACACGCUUGCUCCAUCAACUAUGCUGACCUCGCUGGAUUUGUAAAAUGCAGCACAAACGUCAAACUGUCUGAGACCCAGUUUAAUCACAACUUUGAACUGCAAUAUGCAGGGCUGGCAUCUAAACUGAGCAGCGAGGCUCUGAUCAACUCCAAGGUCCUGCGUCUAGAGAGCACCCUGCGGACGAUGGCAGAGCCUUUCAGUCUAACUGUUGAUGCCAUCCUCAAUAGUGACAGUGAGGUGGACUUCUAUGGGAAGCACAAGGGCCAGCUGUACAGCAAGUAUCUUUUGAGAGCAAAACCGCUUGGCAUUGCCCACUCUCACGACUGCAGGGCAUCAGCUACACACAAGAUGCCCUCUGGGGCCACUCAUGAGACUCACCUUGAAAAUAAGCUUGAAGGUGUCUUGACCCCCAGUGAACAGUCCUGGCUCUGGAAGAUCAAGUCCAAGAUAAACGACCAUGCUUACAAUCAGGACAUCAGCACCUACAAUAAUGACGAGAGAAUGGGGAUUGAAUAUGCUGGCGUGGUCUUCACCAAUCUUGUAAACAAAGCAGCCAUGUCUGAUGACCCAGACUUCCAGAGUGAUCACUCUUUUGACAACCAAGAAUUUAGUCUGUCGGCGUUCCUGAAAUAUGACAAGAAUAGUGAUUCUCACAUACUUUCCCUGCCUUAUAUUGAAAAUCUUCCUGAGGCUUUUGAACAACUCAAAGCCUCAAUUGUUAAUGCAUUGGAGGCAGUGCAGCAAUACAUCGACAGUUUAGAUGUGAAUAAUGCUGUUGCUGAGUUCAGAGCUACUUUGGAGAAAAUACCACAGGAUGUGGAAAAUUAUAUUACAGAUUUGGACCUUGAAGGAAAAUUCAAGCAAGCUACCGAGGCAUUGGUUUCCUGGAUGAACAGCUAUGCAAUCUCAGUCGAUGACUUGGAGGCCAUUGUGGAGAAUUUGAGAGAAGACUUUGAAAAGUCUCUACUGGACACAGCAAGUAAAAUAAGAGACAUGCUGGUUCAAAUCAAAGAAUAUGUUGAAAGUGGGACCUUGUCUGACACCAUAUACAAUUUCUUUAGAGAGCUUGGAACUGCUCUCAGGAGCUUUGAUGAGACAUAUCAGCUUUCCCAGACACUUGUCAGGGCAAUCGAAGCGAUUGAGGACAUCGUCAGGCAGAUUGACAUGGAGAAACUUACAGACAGCAGUUUGGGUUGGCUGCAAGAUCUUGACAUAAAUUAUGGAAUAAGGGAUUGGCUACAGGAGAAAGUCAAUGAACUGAAGCAAACCAUAGACACAUUUGAUAUUAUGAUGUUAGCCCAGGAUCUAAAAGAGUAUAUAGAAAAUACUAUACCUGAAUUAAUUCAAUUUUUAAGUCAAAUUUCAGAUCGACUUCCGACCGAUGACAUAAAAAACACACUUGAAACUAUAAAAGAUAUUCUUGUCAACUGGCUUGAUGAAUAUGAAAUUGAUCGCAAAAUUAAUUCUGUGAUCUCUAAAAUACAGGACCUCUUUCAACGCUAUGAAAUUGACCAGAAGUUUGAGAUGCUCACUAAUGACUUUGUUGAACUGAUAAAACAAUACAAAGUCCAUGAAACCCUGCAACAAGUGGCAGAGGAACUGAAGAAAAUUAAAAUUGAAUAUUUCUUUAACAAAUUCAUGCAAGUUCUUGAUGAUGUUAUCAAUCAGUUAAAAUCUAUUGACUUUAAACAAAGUAUUGAUGAUUUAAAUGAAUACAUUUCAACAACAGCCAAAGCAAUACAGGAAUUUGAUUAUAAAAGUAACAUCGAUGACGCCAACCAGAAAAUCAGUGAAGUUAUUGAAUAUGUGAACGAACACAUAAGAACAUAUGAAAUUCCACAAAAAAUCGAAGCUUCUCGACAGUUUCUCAGAGAGAUUCAGUCCACCAUAUGGAAUUACUUGGAUCAAGUCAAAGCAACAAGAGUGGGAGAGGUGCUCGUUAUGUUGAAGGAUGUUCUUGACAAAACUGCUUACAAAGACAUUCAGUUCAAGGUACAAGACAUGUUGGAGGAUGUGAGACAGAGAGUCACUGACAUGGACAUCAAAGCUGAAAUUAUGUACUACUUGGAGAGAGCCAGUGAGUCCUACACUAACAUGCUGGCCUACAUCUCUCUUCAAUUCGAUAAACUGAUUGAGACAAUUCGCCAGGUGACAAAGGACCAAGAGAUUCUUGACCAAAUCAGUAAUUCUGUAGAGGGCAUACUUGAUGCCCUGAAAAAGGCAGAGAUUCGAACUCCUUCCUUCACUGUCCCACUGACAGAUCUCACAAUUCCAACAGUAACCAUAGUCCUUCAGAACCUCCAAGACAUUGAAAUUCCAUCUAGCAUUACAAUCCCAGAAUUCAGCAUCCUUGAAAUAAUCGAGGUGCCACCCAUCACCAUUGAUUUUGACAGGCUCAAGCAGUUGAUAAUUGAUCUAAUUGACGAAAUCCGUGCCUUUGAGCUUCCAAUAGUAGAACUUGAAGCUAUGUUUGGAGAUUUAAGGGUUCUAUACAUGUCCGACCUGCCAGACCUUACUUUUCCUGGGAUCACACUUUCAGAAAUCAGGAUCCCUGAUAUAACUCUACCCAAAUUGAACUGUGAAAACUUUGAUAUCACAAAAUUGCCAAUUCCUGAGGUGAAGCUGCCAAAGAUUCCAAGCGAGGUCCAAGUGCCUGCCUUUGGUAAACUCUAUGGUGAGGUAAGGAUAAACUCACCCCACUACACACUGAUGACAGGAGCCAAACUAGAAAACUCAACAACUGCUCCCAAAUCCCCUCAGUUUACCGCUACUCUGUCCUCCCAGGCCAAAUCGACCUUUGAGCUUUUAGAGUUCUCCUUGGAUGGCACUCUCCGUCUUGAAGCCCCGAGAAUGAAGAAGAUGGUCCUUAAAGAGACACUUAAGGCCUCUCAUGUGGCUUUUAACAUUGACCAUGAGGGUACUUUGAUUUUCAGUGGACUAUCAGCUGAAGUAACAGCAAAUACUACUGCUAAGGCCACCACUGAAAUGUACACAGCUGAUUUGGUAAAUCAUUUUGAGCUUGCCCUGAAGAAUGGAAUUUCUGCAACAAUGGCCACAAACUACAACCACAACCUCAAUAUCCCAGUCGCAGAUAUUUUAAGUCAAGCCACCAUGACACAAAUAUCAAAGGCACAAUUUGAAUCUGGUGCUAUCUCUGUGACCGUUGGGACAAUUGGCAGUGGGAAGCUGGCACGGCCGGAGCAUCACUUUUCAGAUGAGGGAACACACAAGAGCAAACUGGAGUUUAAUGUCAACAUUGGCACUGCAACAUGUGAAUUUAAUGGAGAAACGAUAAGCAGGUACUAUACACUGAGACAGGACAUCAAUAUUGAAUCGGCCAUGCUGGAUCAUGUGACAAUUAAUGUUAUACUCGAAACAGAAGCUCCACCUAUCGAAAGCAGUCGUAUGACCUUGCAGGGAGUGGCUAAGAUGGAAGACCUGAAGCUUGAUCUGAAAGCCAACCAUAAUGCUGUGAUGAGGGGUCCGGUGCGUGGCACCAUAUCUAACUCUCUGGAGUUUUUGGCAAAGCCAUUUGAGAUGGUUCUAGACAGCAAGAACAAGGGGAAUGUCAGGAUUGUCUUCCCCUUCAAGCUGACUGGAAAGGUUGAUCUCCAGAAUGAUUAUGGAUUCAUUCUGAACCCAGAGAAACAGCGUGUCUGCAUUGUGGGAUUGGCUCGCUUCAAUCAGUACAAAUACAACCAUAACUUCACCCUGGACAAUAACAAAUAUGACGUUGGCAUUUAUGGUGCAAUGAAUGGUGAGGCCAACCUAGACUUUUUGACUGUACCUCUUUCAGUCCCAGAGAUGACUCUACCUUACUUUAACGUGAAAACGCCAACGAUUACAGAUGUUUCGCUGUGGGAAGACCUCGGCCUCAAUGCUCUUCUUACUACUCCUCGCCAGAAUUUUGACAUGAAUUUUAACUUGCUGUAUCAGAAAAACCCAGACACGCAUGCAUUCUACUUUGAUCUUGUACCUGUAUAUAAUAUAAUCAAUAACAAUGCUGAAUUUCUGCAGACAAACUUUGAGAUGGGAAGAGACUGGGUUUUCGAUAACCUCAUGGAGUCCUACAAUCAUGCCAAGUCUCAGUAUGAAAAAUACAAAAUUGACACAUCCAGUCAGCCUCCUAAAUAUUUUAGGAUUCCUGGAUACACUGUCCCAGUCCUGAACAUUGAAGUGUCUGCUUUCAGGGCUGAAAUGCCAGCAUUUAGCUUUAUCAUCCCCAAAGAAGUUAGCACACCAAGUUUUAAAGUGCCAGCGCUGGGUUUCUCAGUUCCAUCCUAUACUCUUGUUCUUCCUUCCCCGGAGGUUCCAGUCCUGUAUUUACCUGAAACACUCAGGGAGUUGUCUCUUCCAACACUCAGGUUGCCUGAAGUCCAGAAUAGCAUUAUGAUACCAGCCAUGGGGAAUAUGACAUACGAUUUUUCUUUUAAGUCCGCAAUGAUCACUCUAAAUGCCAAUGGUGGACUCUACAAUCAGUCAGACAUUGUGGGAAGAUUAGGAGCUACCUCCACCUCUGUGUUUGAUGUUCUGAAAGGAAAAUUUGAGGGCACAACCAGGCUGACGACGAACAGAGGUCUUAAGCUGGCUACGGCCAUGGCACUAGAGCACAAGAACGUUGAGGGAACCCAUGAUGGCUCUCUCAGCUGCACAAGGAGAGGUUUGGAGGGAACCAUGGCAAAUAUUGCUAAAGUCAAUUCGCCCAUCUUGACUCUGGAGUUGGAUCAGGAAUCAAGUUUAGAUUCUCACAGCUCACCAAAUGUUGUCACUAAGCUGAAAGGGAAAUACAACUUUAAUAUCCCCUACAUUGAUGCCAGAGGAGGCGGUGACAUUGAGCAUAAGACAGACCUUGGAAUGGAGAGUAUCUACAUCUCUGUGGAUAGUUAUACAAAGGGAAAGAUGGACGGGACCGUCAUGGAGACUGGAAAGUUUUCUGCAGGUUUGAACAAUGAAGCCUCCUUCUUUCUCGGUGUAGUAGAUCAUCGGUCAUCACUGGCCACACUUGUACAAGUGAAAUAUGACCAUGAUGACAUCAAGAUUUUGAACAUCGAGUUGAGUGAGCUCUUAGCGCUGGAAGCAUCUCCACGUCGUCUUUUUGCUACAAUGAAAUUAGCAGGCAACAAUGAGGCUUACUUCACAGAAGGGGCUUUCCUCACAGAUGGCAAGCAAUCUGUCCAAGCUACUCUUGAGAUGGUUCCCCUCACAAUGGUACUGCUCCAUACAGUCGUUGAUUUUUCUCAGCAGAGUCCCAUUGGAGAUGCAGAACUACUUCAGAAAAUGAACCUUGACCUCACAGCAGAGAAGCAGUCAUUGAAAUGGAGUGGCAAAGAGCAAAUCACUCCCAUCAUCCAUGCAUGUGAUCUUGUGUUGUCCAAUGAUAGAGCAGAGAUCCGCAUGGAAGCAACACAGUCUUUGGAGGGGUAUCUUGCCUUCCUGAAAUCCAUCAAGCUGCCAGUGUAUCAGAAGACAGUGUGGGAUGUUCUGAAGUUUGACCAGGUCACCAACACAGAAGAACGUCAGUUCAUUAACGGCUCCACUGUUGUUGUUUACACAAAGAGUCCAGAGGGGUACAAGUUUGGUUUUGGGGAAAUACCCGCACUGAUCAGUGACAUAAAUGAUUUCUUGGAAAAUGUCGAUCUUGAUUUCUCUCUUCCACACACCUUUUCCACUCCACAUAUUGACGUACCAUUUACUAACUUUUAUAUCCGACAUGGAUAUGUUGACCUGAACAAUAUAGAAAUCCCUGAUGAGAUAGCAUUGCCUCAAAUAGAUAUCAGCCUGCCUGGUUUACCCCAACUCACAAUUCCAGCUCUUGAGAUAGGCACAAAGUACUUUGAGGGUGAGCACAUUCUUUUGAAACUUCCAAAGUUUGAACUUGCCUGGUCAGGAAUCCAGCAACCGAGAUUCCUUGAUGACAUAAUGGCUCUACUACCAGACUGUGGCGUACCUCCAUUUCAUAUUCCCAAACAGUAUAUUGAAAUCCCAGAGAUGUCAUUAAAGUUACCAGCUGUUAUAUUUAUCCCAACCUUUGGAGCUCUUUCAACAACAGUGAAGGUAUCCUCUCCUAUUUAUACGGAGACGUGGACCACUGUUGUGGAGAAUAAGUACCCUGAGAUUCUGACUUCCUUCAAUGCUGCCUGCACCUCAACAAUGGCCUUCCUUGCGUAUGACUUGGAUGCAAAAGCAACCUGGCGCAUUUUUGAUGAAGCUUUCAGCAUGAAUGGAAUUAGCAAACUGACCCACAAUGACCUGAAUGUUAACUGGCAGCACACACUGGCUCAGAAUAUCAGAUCCAAGCGCCAAGAGCCUCAGGAUGACAGCUCUCACCAUACACUGAACGUGGACAUCACAAGCCCAACCUUCAUUGAUGUGAGCUGCCGGUAUGCAUCUCAAAAAAAUGGCAUCACAGCUUCUGUUUCCUCUCCAUCUGCUGGGUUCAUAGGAUUCCAGCUCCAGAGGAGGUCGCCUUCACAAUACCAUGGAAAGAUCUUUGGUCGCUAUCCGUCUUCUCCUGACAAAGACACAGAUAUGGUAACUCUCAAAGCCACCCUGAGGAACUCAGAGAAGCUGAGCCUCCAGAUAGCUUGGAACUGGAACACUGUUAGUGACCUCCUGUAUGGAGUAAAGCAGAACGCGCCGCACAUCGCCGCCUCCCUUAAGAAGUGUAUCAACAAGUACCACACUGCUCACCUCGGCAUGGACUUGAAUCGAGCCUCUCUGAAGAUGAAGAACGGCCUCUCCAACACCAUUGAAAGAGCCUACCACGAGGUGCCUCAGAUGGUCAACUCAGUGGAGAACUCCAUAGAACAGCUCGAAAUGCGGACCCAGGAGGUUAUAACGAGGGUCGCCAAAAGCAUUCCAUCCGUGGACCUCCAGGAGAUGAGGAACAGGUUCUCUGCCAGAGCUAGAGAGCUUUACAAGUAUUAUGAGAAGAAUGCCCGGGUCCUUCUCGACGCUAUAAUGCAGUUCCUCAAGGAGACCAAAUUCCACCUGCCUGGACUGGAGGAGAAGCUCAGUGGACAGGAGUUGUACCACAGAGUCCGAAAGUCUGUGUCAGCAGCUAUUGAGCAGGUCACCAAAAGCUUCACUAGUCUAAUGGAGUCCAUCUACUCUCUCAUUAGUGGCAUUGAGAUCACAUUGCCAUACUUUGAUAAGGUCAUUCGGGGGCAGGAGAUAUUAGACAGUAGUCUGCCAACUAUGGAGUCUAUUGAGGAGUAUGUGGGUGAGACUAUGAAGAAGUGGGAGAAUCUAAGGCUGGAGACCUUGUUUAAGAGCCUGAAUGAUUUCCUGAAGUUCUGCAUUACGAAGGUGGAAGAAUUCAUAACCUCCCUGCAGGACGUGAGGCUCAGUGAACUCUUGUACGAGUUCCGGUACCACGUCGCAGAACUUGGAGCCACGCCCGCCAUGGAGGGAAUCAGAUCAGCGUUAGCAGAAGCAAAGGGAAACGCAGCCGCAUACAAAGACAUGGCAAAAGUGGAAAUUCAGAACAUGUACAACGGUCUGACCAUGGAGAACAUCAACCAAACUGUGAUCGUCGCUGCUGAUGUGUUUGAAUCCCAUUUCCUUGGUGGGGCCAAUGAGUUCCAUGACCAGCUGAGACACCUCACUCAGGGUGCAGAGCCCUACAUCAAAAUCUACAACAAGAAAGCGGAGGUAGAAAUCCCCCUUCCCUUUUUCUGGAAGUCUUUUAGUGAAUGGCCAACUCAGACCAGGGAAUAAUUUUUCAUUAGGAAGAGGCAGGUUGCAAACAAGUGUUUGAGAAGGACUGAUUAGUCUGAAAAUGUAAGAGAUUGUAUUUAACAGGGUAAACUAACACACAUGUUUUUUGUCAUAAAGUUGUGUUUAAUCAAGUUUUUGUUUAAACCUUGAAAUGAGACAGUAUGCUGUAAAUUCAUUGUUUUCAUCAAUUAAAUCCUUUAUAUUA
Molecule: messenger RNA, 17691 nt
Organism: Sardina pilchardus (European sardine)
Lineage: Eukaryota; Metazoa; Chordata; Actinopteri; Clupeiformes; Clupeidae
Gene: apoba
Product: apolipoprotein Ba
Exons: 42
Coding region: 84-17486 (5800 amino acids)
Biological process (GO): cholesterol homeostasis; cholesterol transport; lipoprotein transport
Cellular component (GO): very-low-density lipoprotein particle; mature chylomicron; low-density lipoprotein particle
Molecular function (GO): low-density lipoprotein particle receptor binding; cholesterol transfer activity
Source: RefSeq, a predicted model, not a curated record